Molecule: messenger RNA, 1122 nt
Organism: Adineta steineri
Lineage: Eukaryota; Metazoa; Rotifera; Eurotatoria; Adinetida; Adinetidae
Source: the annotation of a GenBank genome assembly
AUGACGAAAAUUAAUAAUGGUGAAUGGAGAUUAUUAGAAGAAUUAAUUGAAAAGAAAAAUGAACAAGAAUCUCGUAUUAGUGAUACAAAUAUUGCUCAACCACCAUUAUUUGCUAUACAAGUUGCAUUAGCAGCUUUACUUGUUUCUUGGAAUAUUUAUCCAUCAUCUAUAAUAUCACAUAGUGCUGGUGAUCAAGCAGCUGCUUUUGUUGCUGGUCGAUUAACUUUAGGAGAAACUGUUCGUAUUGAACAUUUGGCUUGUAUUGCUGUUGUUAAUAGUCCUCGCUCAGUAACAAUAAGUGCACGUCUUCGUAUUGAAAAUGCAUUUCAUUCAUAUCAAAUAAAUCGAUUUGAUACUGAAAAAGAAAUGCUUUCAUCAUUGAAAGAUAUUCGAGGACUUCCAAUACAAGAUCAAAAACAAAUUUUUGAUCCGAUAUGUGCAAAAGCAAAACUUUAUUCAAGUGUUAUUGGUGAGCAAAUGAAUGAUAAUAUACCAGUUAAUGGUCAAUAUUGGUGGUCAAAUGUGAGACAAGCUAUGAGAUUUUAUGAUGCUAUAGCAGCAAUUAUAAAGGAUGAAGCAGCAAAUGUUUUUCUUGAAAUUUCACCACAUCCAGUUUUAGGUACAUCUAUUCGCGAAUGUUAUGAAUUAACAAAGCAACAACAACAAUCAUUACCACUUAUUCUUCCAACAUUAAAACGAAAAGAAGACGAACAAAUAACAUUACUUACUAGUUUAGCACUAUUUACAACAUCAUCUCAUGUAUGGCAACAAUAUUUUCAUACUCGUCAAAUUUUACCUGUGAAAAAUCAUGAAGAAUAUUUUGAUAAUUUUCCAUCAUAUAAAUUUCAUUUGAGUCCAUGUUGGUAUGAAUCAAAAGAUUCAUCUAUACAACGUCUAGCUAAUCAUAUAUCUACUCAUCCAUUACUGGGUAUUCGUCAAUUAAAUGAACAAACAAAUCAUAAAAUUCAAGAUGCAAUUCUUUUUCCAGCAGUUGUUUAUCUUGAACUUGCAACAGCUGCUUGUCAACAAUUACUAUCAUCAAAAGAAGAUGAUCAACAACAAUCAACAAGUAUUUUUGAAGAUGUUAAAUUUGUUAAAGCACUUAUUUUGAAUGAAACAUGA